This is a messenger RNA of Corylus avellana, 1419 nucleotides long. It is a transcript of the gene NAC083, whose product is annotated as NAC domain containing protein 83. Gene Ontology annotation, biological process: regulation of DNA-templated transcription. Lineage: Eukaryota; Viridiplantae; Streptophyta; Magnoliopsida; Fagales; Betulaceae. Gene Ontology annotation, molecular function: DNA binding. The record is from RefSeq and is a predicted model, not a curated record.
UCUCGUUUCAAUUAAAAUAAAAAAAUAAAAAAACUUGAAACAACAUUUUUCGUGGAGUCCCAAAUUGAACUCUUAGAAGAUUGUUAAUGUAGCGUCAAGGGGGAAGAGAUUGAGUCUGGUUUACGCUAAAUGGGUCGUCGUAUUCCAUUCCUCUCUUAUCUUUCUCUAAACACCCAUUACUAUAAAAGAAACACCAACUCUCUCCUCUCAAACACCCACUCUUUCCUGUCCAACUUUUCCUUUCUUUAUGCCUAUAAUCUCCCUUUUCUUUCUUGUUCUUGUUCCUUGUUGUUCUUGUUGAUUACCUUUCUUGUUAUUCCUCAUGCUUUAAGGGGGCUAUAAGAAGUCUGCACGAGUUGCUUGAGUUGUAUGUAGCUCACUUGGGUCGAGUUACAUCCCGGAACAAAAGGCUUAAAAUAUAUAUAUAUAAAAAAAAAAAAAGAAAAAAAAGGGAGAGGUGUUUUUUGGGUUGUGGUUUUGGUUUUGGAGGGCGUGUUUUCUGAGAUGGAGAAGCUUAACUUUGUUAAGAAUGGUGUGCUAAGGUUGCCUCCUGGAUUCCGUUUCCAUCCCACGGAUGAAGAGCUUGUGGUUCAGUACUUGAAGCGCAAGGUGUUUUCCUGCCCCUUGCCUGCCUCCAUCAUCCCUGAAGUUGAUGUUUGCAAGUUUGAUCCUUGGGAUUUGCCAGGUGAUUUUGAGCAAGAAAGGUAUUUCUUCAGCACUAGGGAAGCCAAGUAUCCCAAUGGAAACCGAUCCAACAGAGCAACAGGCUCCGGUUACUGGAAGGCCACUGGAAUUGACAAGCAAAUUGUGACUUCUAGGGGCAACCAAGUUGUGGGGAUGAAAAAAACUCUGGUCUUUUAUAGAGGAAAGCCUCCGCACGGGUCUAGGACCGAUUGGAUCAUGCACGAAUAUCGCUUUGUUAGUGCUGAAACCACCAAGGCAGCCAAUGCCCCACAAGGGAAAACUUCAUCCGAGAGCCCUGUGGUUCCAAUGGACAAUUGGGUUCUCUGCCGCAUAUUCUUGAAGAAAAGAAGUGCUAAAAACGAGGAGGACAAUGUACCAAUUGGCAACGAUAGCGCUGUCCGGAAACUCAAGACUGCUAAGCCUGUUUUCUAUGACUUCAUGAGAAAGGAUGGGACUGAUUUGAAUCUUGCCCCUGCUUCCUCCUCUUCAGGCUCCAGUGGAGUCACAGAGGUCUCUUCUCAUGAUCAGUCGGAUGAUCACGAAGAAAGCAGUAGUUGCAAUAGUUUUCCUUAUUUCCGAAGAAAACCAUAACAAGUUUUUUAUAUAUAUAUAUAUAAUAUUUAUAUAUAUAUAUAUAUAAUCUUCUUAGUGGGUUCUUCCUUUGUACCAGUAUUUUGGCAUCUGAAUUCCCUAAUCAGAACAACCAUCUACGAAAUCCAAUCUUUGGUCAAUUAA